Molecule: messenger RNA, 1668 nt
Organism: Plasmodium gallinaceum
Lineage: Eukaryota; Apicomplexa; Aconoidasida; Haemosporida; Plasmodiidae
Gene: PPR
Product: PPR repeat protein, putative
Exons: 1
Coding region: 1-1668 (555 amino acids)
Molecular function (GO): protein binding
Source: RefSeq, a predicted model, not a curated record
AUGAAUUUAAAAUAUUGUUAUGUGUUUUAUUUAAUUAAGGUUAUUUUAUCAAUAAAGUUGAAUACAAAUAGAAAUAAUGUAUUAUUUUUAAAUCCCAUAUUUAAUAUAUCAGAUUUAACAAAAUUAAAAGAGAAAAGGAGAAUUAAUUUAAAUAAAAAAAAAAAAAAUGAUAAUAAUACAGUGAUAAAAAUUGAUAAUAAAAUAUACUUGUUUAAUGAAAAAAAAAAUGAAGAAAAUAUUGAUUUAAACGAAGACAUUUUAAGUAAAAAGGGUAACACAAAAGAUGUUGAACAAAGUAUAUUUCCUCUAAGUAUAGAUUGGAUAAAAGUAAUGAAUUUAAUUUAUUCUAACAGUGAUGUUGAAGGAACAACCUUAGCGUUUAAUGCUGCAAUAUCAGCUGUUGAAAAAAAAGGUUGUUUAGUAACUAUUUUAGAAUUAUUUGAAAUUAUGAAAAGGAAAAAUAUAAAACCAGAUAUAGUUUCAUAUAAAUUAAUUUUGAGCUUAUGUGAUAAAUAUCAUUUAGCUGAAAAUGCUGAAAUAAUUUUUAAUGAAAUGAUAGAAACAGAUAAAAUUAUUCCAAAUUAUGAAAUUUAUGCAAUAAUGAUAAGUUGUUUUUCAAAAAUGGGUUAUGGUUAUAAGGCCAUUGAAUUUUUUGAAAAAAUGAGAAAUGACCCAUUUAUUGAGGAAAUGAAAAAUAUAAAUACAAUUGAUGAUAAAAAAAAAUUAGAAGAGUGGAAUACCAAUGAAACUCUAGAAGAAGAUUCAGAUGUAAAAACUAACUAUAAUAAUCAAUUUAAAGAAGUUAGUAAAAAAAUUAAAAAUGUAGAAAAACAAAACAGUAAAAUACAAUAUAGUGAAUAUGCUAAUGUUAUUUUUGCCUGUAAUAUGGCGAAUUUACCUAUUCAAGGAAUAAAAUAUUUUGAAGAAUUAUUAAAUAGUGGAAAAAAUAUUCCUUCUAUUUUUGUUUAUGAAAAUAUUUUUGAUUUAUUAAGUAAAAAUGGGAAUUAUGAAAAGUGUUUAGAAUAUUAUACUAAAUUAAAAGAUGAUCCUAAUUUAAAAAAAAAUUUGAAUGUUAAUAUAUUAAAUAAUAUUCUAAAAGCAUUAAGUAUUUACAACAAAAUUAAUAUAAUUGAAGAUAUAUGGAAUAAUGAAUUUGAUGAAUUAACAUUAUCACCAAAUAUACUUUCAUAUCAAAUUAUUUUAAAAGUAUAUAGUGAAAUAGACGAAUAUGAAAAAGCUUUUAAAUUAUUUAAAGAAAUGCAAAUAAAAAAAUUAUUAAAUAAUAAAAAUAUUUUGCCAUUUUUAUAUACAAUUAAUUCUUUUAAAAAUUGUGGUAUAUAUAAUUAUUCUAUUUAUGUAUUAAGAAUAGCCAAAAUUUUACAAGUAUCUAGCAAUGAUUUACUAAUGCUAUACAACAAUGCUAUGAUUUCUUGUGUGAAUUCUAAAAAAUAUGAUGUUAUUGUGUCGUUAUAUGCUGAAUUAAUAACUUUUCAACAAAAAGAAUCAUCAUUUCAUUUAAAUAUUAAUACAUUAAGUUUUGUUCUUUUAGCUUUUAAAGAAUUGAAAAUGGAUGAAGAUUUUACAAAUUUAAAGAAUUUAAUAAUUCAAAAAAAUUACAAAUUAACUCCUCUUUGUUUAAAGUUAUUUGAAGAAGAUCAAAAUAAAUAG